AUUCGUGAGGUUCAAGAAUAUACCACACAGUGGCACACAUUCCCUAGCACCCACGUUCUAUGUUCUCUCAUCAUGCGGUCUCUGCUAUCUAUAUGAUUGGUCGCCAAAAUCACGUUCUCAGCUGGAUAUUCAGUAUCAGUCCACAUAUAUUCUCCUUUAAAUCACAUGGCAUCACUGGCGCAUGCGUCUAGGAAGCUUAUAACCUCAGUUUAGAUUGCUGAUUCCUGGUUCUUCCACAUGGGGGCCACCGCGCCCAUCACGUCUAUUGCCUUGGCUUCUCAGCUUCGCAUUCCAGGCGAUACAGGGAUCUCUGGAUGGCCAACGCUAUAAAGCCGGUAUCCUCGCCAAGAUGAUCUUCACGACCAUAUCCAUCUACCCUCGUCUCUCUGUGCUAUCACACCAUUCACGAUGUACGCCUCUGUGUUUGCUUCUCUCCUCGCUUUACAAGCAGCUACCGGAUUCGCUACCUCGCUGAGCAAACGUGGAGUGGACUACUACGAUCCCAACGCCAACGGGGGCUCGAUGCUUGAUAACGCGGGAGAUGGUUACGGAGAGCCUCUUAACGUUAUCAUAUCCGGCUUGAGCUCUCCUGCUGUACUUACGGAAGAUGGAGCGAUCAACUUUGCACGCUCCAUAGGCUUCUCAGAAGAAUGCUUUGGUUUCCAUCUUGGAGGUGCUCAGUCCGCUAAUCUUGGUGAUGGAAAUGGUUCGGUUAACCAGACCAUCGAGCUUCGCGAGGACUAUGGCUCUUCUUCCGUGGGCACUUGCCUCGAAAGCUUGGUUGGGGGUAAUCACUUCCGCAUAUACGUUCAGAAUGGUACUGAGGCCGACAGCGGGGCUCUUUUCUUGGCUGUCUCGAAGGAAGAGGAUGUAAGCGACAGCCACACUAUCGUGCCUGACGGUUACGACAUUGGACGCAACGACCUUGUCUCGGCCGCUGUUGGCCAAACUAGCUUUGGUGGCGUCUCUUACACCACCACCGCCCAGAACGUCACUGGCUUGCUCACCCCUGGAUCUACCGGAGUCAACCACGGUAUUGCCGUGGAUGGUAUCGUCACGGUUCUUACUGUGACCAUCAACUAAUAGCACGAAUUAUCAUGUUUUCACGAUCUGGGACGCACAUAUGAUUUGAAUACCAUUUUGUGUUUGGGGAAGCACUCGCACCUGAAUUGAUAUUUCUUGUUUUUGUCAUAUACCUAUUUGUCAAUAAUAUGCGUUCCCCUAUC
Molecule: messenger RNA, 1226 nt
Organism: Serpula lacrymans var. lacrymans S7.9
Lineage: Eukaryota; Fungi; Basidiomycota; Agaricomycetes; Boletales; Serpulaceae
Exons: 9
Coding region: 409-1083 (224 amino acids)
Source: RefSeq, a predicted model, not a curated record